CAGGCAUCGGAACCAGCGCGCCGUGGGGAAAGAAGUGGAUGCGUUGGGGACUGUGAGAAAAGAAAAGAGGAGAUAGAGGUUUUUUUCCAACAUAAAUGGAGGUUCAUCCGUAGCCGGAGAGAAGAGCAGCUACAAAAAUACAAGCAAAAUGGCGAAAGACCACGAGGUCGAACGCAUUGCUAAAAAGCUGGACAAAAUGGUGCACAAGAAGAACACGGACGGUGCCAUAUAUCUGCUGAGGGAGUUGAAGAUAAUGAAGAUGUCUCUGGAGACGCUACAGUCCACCAGGAUCGGCAUGUCGGUGAACGCUGUGAGGAAGCAGAGUUCAGAGGAAGAGGUCCAGACUCUGGCCAAGGCACUCAUCAAGUCGUGGAAGAAACUACUGGACGGCGCAGAGGGGAAAGCUGUGGAGGAGAAGAAGAGGGAGGGAUCUCCUCUGAGGUCAUCAACGUCCAAGGACAGUCCUGGAUCCAGCGACAGGAGCAAGAAACAACAACUGCUGGAGCCCCCGAAGACUCCCACCUCCCCUACGACCCCGAAGUUCACCUCCUUCCCCCCCACUCCCGUCACCACUGACAGCGUGCGCACCAAGUGCCGAGAGCUGCUGGUGACUGCCCUGCAGACUGACGAUGACCACAAGACCAUUGGAGCAGACACUGAGAACUUGGCCGCUCAGAUUGAGGACUGUAUCUACCAGGAGUUUAAGUCUACAGACCAGAAGUACAAGUCGAGACUGAGGAGCCGUAUCUCCAACCUGAAGGACCAGAAGAACCCAGACCUCCGACGGAACGUCCUCGCUGGAAACAUCUCCGCUGACCGCAUCGCUAACAUGGCCGCUGAGGAGAUGGCGAGUGCGGAGCUGAAAGAGAUGAGGAAGACUUUGACCAAGGACGCCAUCAGAGAGCACCAGCUGUCCAAAGUGGGCGGGACCGAGACGGACAUGUUCCAAUGUGGCAAAUGCAGGGGCAAGAACUGCACCUAUACACAGGUGCAGACGCGCAGUGCUGAUGAACCCAUGACCACCUUCGUACUGUGCAACGGCUGUGGCAACCGCUGGAAGUUCUGUUGAGGAGAAGAUGAUGUCAUGGAUUUGCUGCGAGAUGAGCUGACAUUUUUGUUACAACUGCGAAUAGUUUUUCCUGUUGUUUUUAUUUUGUUUUGAUACCUUUUUUUUAUUUUUUUAUUUUUUUACAUUUACUCAUAAAUCUGGAAUAUAUUUUGAGGAGCUAGUCUGGGUGCCUUUCUGUUUCUGCUUGCCACAACCUCUUAUGGAAUGUCAACGAGUUGGCAAGAGCACAAACCGAUCUCGGACCAGGCUGAAGUUGAGCACUCAUUCUUAAAACAAGAUUUUGGUUUUGAUGUUUAUUAGUUGAAGCUAUAUCGUACUAAAAAAGCUUUUGUUUUUGGCAUUAAGGGAACAUAGUGGUGCAUUUCUUUGUCUCUGUGCCAGAAAUGAUGAUUUUACUGUUAGCUUUAUACACUUGCUGUAUAUAGAGUAUAUACACUCUUAGGGUGUGUCCCAAAUGGCACGCUAUUCACUUCACAGGACACUAAAAGUAGUGCACUAUAUAGGGAAUAGGGUGCUAUUUGGGACGCGCUAUUGCUGUACAUAGAACAAGCUGUUGUUUGGUGCUAUUCUGAAUCUACAGUCUAACAUACACACGGCACAGGUUCUUAAAGAGUUUCAAUUAGGUUUCAAUUAUUCCGUAAAAAACGAACAAACGAAAGAAACUGUAGGAUCUGUUAGAAGAUGUAGAGUUGCAGAGGAGUGGAAUGGGAUGAGGAGGAGGGGGACAGCUGUCGGUUUCUCUUCUUGUCCUUCUCUGAUCGUACGUUAGUAACGGUGUUAGCGGGGAGAGGUAGCCUGAUCGUACGUUAGUAAAGGGUUAGCGGGGAGAGGUAGCCUGAUCGUACGUUAGUAAAGGGUUAGCGGGGAGAGGUAGCCUGAUCGUACGUUAGUAAAGGGUUAGCGGGGAGAGGUAUCCUGAUCGUACAUUAGUAACGGGUUAGCGGGGAGAGGUAGCCUGAUCGUACGUUAGUAACGGGUUAGCGGGGAGAGGUAGCCUGAUCGAUCGUUAGUAACGGGUUAGCGGGGAGAGGUAGCCUGAUCGUACGUUAGUAACGAGUUAGCGGGGAGAGGUAGCCUGAUCGUACGUUAGUAACGAGUUAGCGGGGAGAGGUAGCCUGAUCGUACGUUAGUAACGGGUUAGCGGGGAGAGGUAGCCUGAUCGUACGUUAGUAACGGGUUAGCGGGGAGAGGUAGCCUGAUCGUACGUUAGUAACGGGUUAGCGGGGAGAGGUAGCCUGAUCGUACGUUAGUAAAGGGUUAGCAGGGACUGGAGAAGUAGCCUGAUUUCCAAUGAUAAAACAUAUCUAAAAUUUUGGUUGGAUAUCAGGCUACUGGAGAAGAGGGCAUCCUGACAAAAACGGUCGACUGGUUUGAAAAGUUUUGUCAUGCAAGUGAUUUUAUUUUGUAUGUAAACAUUUGUCCUCCCAACGGGAACUUGUGUCAAUUUAAUUAAAAACAGAUGUGAGGAGUGUGGAAAGAG
Messenger RNA from Coregonus clupeaformis (lake whitefish), 2549 nucleotides. RefSeq names its product transcription elongation factor A protein 2. Gene Ontology annotation, biological process: DNA-templated transcription; transcription elongation by RNA polymerase II. Gene Ontology annotation, molecular function: zinc ion binding; nucleic acid binding. The coding region runs from base 149 to 1069 and encodes 306 amino acids. The transcript has 10 exons. Lineage: Eukaryota; Metazoa; Chordata; Actinopteri; Salmoniformes; Salmonidae. The record is from RefSeq and is a predicted model, not a curated record. Gene Ontology annotation, cellular component: nucleus.